Hordeum vulgare subsp. vulgare (domesticated barley) is the source of this 2217-nucleotide messenger RNA. Its product is annotated as nuclear poly(A) polymerase 3-like. NCBI's taxonomy places the organism in Eukaryota, Viridiplantae, Streptophyta, Magnoliopsida, Poales, Poaceae. The record is from RefSeq and is a predicted model, not a curated record. Gene Ontology annotation, molecular function: RNA binding; poly(A) RNA polymerase activity. The transcript has 10 exons. Gene Ontology annotation, cellular component: nucleus. The coding region runs from base 16 to 1644 and encodes 542 amino acids.
CGGCCCGUGCCGGCAAUGGUGCUCGACCGCCCCGUCGGCCGCCCGGCCUUCCCGCGGAAGCCCGAGCGCCGAACCCUAGCCCCCCCGCGUGGUACGGGCCCUCCGCCUCCCCCGCCGAUUCCGCCCACGCCGGGGGUGUACCUCCGGGGGCCUCCUCCGCUCCCGCCUCCCGGGGUCAUCCUGCCACGCCCGAUCGUCGUCUGUCUCGAUCUCGCCAGGAUGAAGCAAAUGGAUUCCUCCCGGAGCGCUUCGCUUAUGAAGUUCCUUGAGGACACGGGGGCUUCGCCCUCGGAGGAGGAAGACCGGAGGAGGGAGAGGGUCAUACUCGAGCUCCACAAGAUAGUUAUGGAUUGGACGAAAUGGGUUGCACGCGACCAGGGGGGAGAACCUUGGAUCACAUCAGGCACGGUGUUGACCUUUGGCUCCUAUGAUUUAGGGGCAUAUGGAUCUGAAUCUGAUAUUGAUGCAGUCUGUGUUGGUCCUUGCAUUGCAUCACUACAGCAUCAUUUCUUCGUUAUCCUGCGAAAAAUGCUUGAAGCAAAGCCAGAAGUAUCAGACUUGCAUUCUAUUGAAAGUGCUAGGGUUCCGUUGAUGCGCUUUAAAUUCAACGGUGUGUCAGUUGAUUUUCCAUACGCCCAGCUGCCAGUUAUCAAUGCUGCGGAGGCUAUACGUGCAAAUGAUCCCUGUUUGCUAGAGAAAAUUGACGAGGCAAGCUGGAGAUGUCUAUCUGGAGUUCGUGUUAAUAGACAAAUCAUGCAAUUAGUUCCAAAUAUGAAGAAAUUUCAAGUUUUGUUGCGCUGCCUUAAACUCUGGGCAAGGAAAAGAGGAAUUCAUUGCCAUCUAGUUGGCUUCUUUGCUGGAAUUCAUUUGGCGGUUCUUGGAGCAUAUGUUUGCCGCAGACAUCCAAAUGCUACUGCCAAUACUUUGUUGUGUAGGUUCUUUGAGAUAUUUUCUCACUGGCCUUGGCCUCGUCCGGUGUCUUUGCAUGACCAAACACCUCUUUGGAGUCCUGACGGGUGCUCUCUCAUGCCCAUAGUAAUGCCCUGUUAUCCACCAGAAUUUUGUGCCUCUAAUGUCACAAAAAGCACUUUCAACAAAAUCAAAGAAGAGCUUUGGCGAGGUUUAUCUUUGACCAAGGAUACAAGUAGUACUGAUGUCAACUGGAAUUGGAUUUUUGCGCCAUUUCCAUAUGCUGCAAAAUAUAAGCACUUCCUUCGUAUAGUUCUCUCAGCUCCGACAACCGAAGAGUUACGUGAUUGGGUUGGAUGGGUGAAAUCACGAUUCCGCAGCCUUAUUCUCAAGCUGGAAAGCCUUAACAUUGGUUGUGACCCAGAUCCCUCAGAGCAAGUGGAUCAUACCAUCGGUGAGCCAAAUGCUGUAUUCCUGUGGGGUCUCAUCAUGUAUAGUAAUACUCAGAUCUGUACAACUUCUCUCAAAAUGGACUUCAUGAGAAUUGUCACCAACAACAUCUAUGGAAAGGAAAAGUGUGCUCACUCUGACAUAGAAUUGUCUGUUGUCGUCAGUAUGCCUCAGGUGCCUAAAAGCAUGUCUGAUCACUCGGCCUACUUACAGAAACUGCCGAGUCUGCCACCGAUAAUGCUGGGCUACCCACCGAUGAGGCGGGGCUGCAAUGCAGUUGGUUAAGACUCCGUUGUCAUCUCAAACCUGUGAAUAUCCAGAUGAGAAAAGGUAGAACCUGAGUUUCUUUAGCUUUGAAGGUUGUUUGCAGCAUCAGAUGGCAUUUCUGGUGGUUUUUGUUGGAGUUGGGGCUUGUUCAUUCCUCAGCGUAAGGAAUAUGGAAGUGUGUUUGUUGGAGCUGGCUGCUGAGAGAUGGAAUUUUUUGCCCUGAAGCUUCCAGGGUGCAGUAUAUCCAUUCGAGCGGCUUAUUCCUGUUCUGAGGCUUGUAGCAGGUACAUGUAAAUCCAUGUACACAGCAUAGCGAUUGAUAUACAAAUGAGAAGAGAUAUAGCAGUGUAGGAAGUGUGUGUGUGUAGGUGUAAUCUUUGGUACCCAGCAGCAAAAUGUGUAAAUCGCCUUGUAUGGUCAGAGCAGUUUUGCUGGGUACAUCAUAUGCAGGGGCUGUUGUGGAAUGUGGAUGGAGGAGAAUGCCAUCCAUUCUUACUGUUGUAGUCUGCAGUAAACUGCUGCAUGUACUGCUGUUCAUGAGUUGUUAUGUAGCGAACCAUCCGGAUGAAUGAAUGUUUCUGUUGUUGUUUA